Sarcophilus harrisii (Tasmanian devil) is the source of this 1560-nucleotide messenger RNA. It is a transcript of the gene MIS18A, whose product is annotated as MIS18 kinetochore protein A. The record is from RefSeq and is a predicted model, not a curated record. Gene Ontology annotation, biological process: CENP-A containing chromatin assembly; chromosome segregation. Lineage: Eukaryota; Metazoa; Chordata; Mammalia; Dasyuromorphia; Dasyuridae. Gene Ontology annotation, cellular component: chromosome, centromeric region; chromatin; nucleus. Bases 97 to 732 code for a protein of 211 amino acids. The transcript has 5 exons.
UCCUCUGGGCACGCAUGCGCCCCUCCGGGGCUUCAGAGCCUCGCCCACUUCCUCCGUUGCGCGCGCGCGCGCGGGCGGGCGGGCAGUUUGAAAGCAAUGGCGGAAUCGGACCCUUUGGAGACUACCUUCCAGAGGUCCUUACACAUUCAGAAGCUGAAGGCCCGGGAAGUUACGGAGGAGGACGUCCUGCGGUGUAUGCAAAAACAGUCGAAGAUCAUCAACGGGCCCGGAACUGGCAAUGACCUGGACGCGCGGCGGCAGGAGAUGCCGUGCGUAUUCCUGUGCUCCCGCUGCCAGCGGCCCCUGGGGGACUCGAUGAGCUGGGAAGGCACGGACUUUGACGGCAACUGCUUCUUCCUGAGCGCAGUCUCAGCUAAUGUUUAUGUGGAUAAAGAACAGAAGCUAUCCACUAGAAAAAAUGAAUAUGGCUGCAUGAUUGAGACUUUGAGUUGUAAUGGAUGUUCACUGAAUGUUGGCCAAAUAUACAGAUGUACACCCAGACAUCUUGAUUAUAAGCGAGACUUGUUUUGCUUCGAUGUUUCAUCAGUUGAUGGUUAUAUUCUAGGUUCUGCUGAAAAUGAAGCUAUGCCUGAAGAUGAAGAGCCUGUAACUCUUGAUAAGCAAGAUGUAAUGGAAAGCCUUUUAAAGAAGCUGCAAGUUAUCAUGCAUGGAUUGGAGCUAAGGGUGUCCCUGGUUGAAUCAAUUGUUUCAGGUCUUUGUGACACAACAUGAAAGAAAUUUCCCUUUAUUAUUAUUUUUUUACUACUACUUUUUCCCCCUUUGUGUGUAUUGUAAUUUGUUGGUAUAGCGUUUUAGCAGGAGUUACAAGUGCUCAAGGUAAUGUUAUCCCCAAGUUAUAUUAGUGAAAAGAUCUUAAUCAAUUUUAUAACUAUUGAUGUUAUUUUAUAACUUAAUUAUGGGGUAAAAGUUUCUCUUUUUUGAAUUACAGUGCUAAAAUUAUGUUUAUAAAAUGUCACUUCUAGAAACUUCUAAAGUGUGGAAUUUAAGAAUUUAUUAUGGAUUCCUUGCCCUUUUCUCCUUUGUAUCAUUUUUAUAUUCCUUGACCUCAUCUUGCUUAUACUUUUUGUUGUCUGUUCAUCUUAAUAUCUGAUUGUUAGUUUGACAAGAGGUGGGGGAGUGGGGGAAAGCAUGUUAUAGAAAAAUCAAGUUUGGCUAUUAUCAUGAACAAAUAAAUUCUUUAUGACAGCUUUUGAGUAUGUUGGUCACAAUUUAAAUUUAGUUGGAAUUUAGAUUUUUUUUUUCUUAUGAUAAGUUAGAAUGUUCUUUGGAAUUAACAUUAUGAAAUUUUUAAAUCAUUAGUUUCAUGUAGAAACAUUGAUUGAAUUAUGUAUCAUUGCCAUUUCAAAAUAGGUGGAAAAUAUGUUCACAAAGUUAAGUGUAGGAGUAUGAGCAGAAAUCCUAGUCAAAAAGUAUUUGCUGAUCAUUUUCCAUGUGCAGAAUGCUCUGCUGGCUGAUAUUACUGCCAAAUUAAAGUUCCCUGAGGUAUCAGUACCAUUGUCUGAUUAAUGAAAGUUUCUUUGCAUGAAUAAAGUCCAGAAA